AGGAGUAUUCUUUUAGUGUUCUCUCAUCAGGGAAAACUAAUUUUUUUGCAUAUCCUGGCCACUAAAUUGGGUCUAAGAAAACGAUUUCGUAGAAAAUUAAAAAUGGGUUAUAGAACUCUUUUAGAUUUAAUAGUUUUUUGUGCUUUAUAAAAGGGUCGAAGAUUUGUUCUUUGCUUGUUAUAUAAUUGAUAUCAACAUCUACUGUUGAUUUGCUAUAGAACAAGCUGAUUCUUGCUGAGUAUGUACUUGAGUUGUUUUGUAUCCUGACCUAGAUAAUCUAAAAUGUUUUCCUUGAUCUUAUAAAGGUUUACAAGAAAAAGAUCUAUAAGAUACUAAUUUAUCUUUGGGGGAAAGCUAUUUCGUUUCCUUAAACUUGUCCAUUUCCGCAAUUAUAGAGAAGGAGCUUGUCAAUAAGUAUGGGGUUGGUGCUUGUCAAUAAUUCUUUAUUUGUUUUGACACGUGAAAGAGUUGAAGACUUUUCUGUGAUGAAAAUCAUAAAUAUUGAGAAUCUGGAUCUAUGUUCAUCUGUUUGAUCCGUGAUACUUACUAGGCAUGUGCUUACACCUUAGAUUUCAACAAUUUCCCGACAAUGUUGACAAGUUAUCUAUCAUUAUCUGAAUGUCAAUUCCUGCAUGAUAUGAGGAUUAGUAAAAUAUAGAAUGUUGCUAUGCUAUAUUGCCAGUUUAUUGUUCAGUAGGGGUUUAUGGCCCUUUGUUACCUCCUAACAAUGAUGCCAUUACAAUUCAUUCAGAUAAAGUGAAUAACACGUUGAAGAUUUCAGACAUUACUUUCCUGGUGAAAUAUGGAUGAUGACAUAUAAUGGCCUGGAAACUUGCAUUAUCAACAAUCAAUCUUAUGAGGAUGAAAGUAGAACAAGUCGAGGAGAUGGUUGCCUCACUGACUCGUUGGAUGAUGAUGCAUUUUCAAGCUGUUCAUCUAGCAAAGAUGCCUUCGGGUCCUUUUCAUCAAAAUGUUUGCCAGGAAAGCGUGAAGAACAUGGUUCAGAUUAUUGGGAUUUCCCUGAUAGUCCUCAACAUUUCUAUGCUAAGGAGAAACCUGCUUACCCUCUCCAUCAUUCUGACGUGGAAGCCAUGAAAGAGAAAUUUUCAAAGCUAUUGCUUGGUGAAGAUUCCACCGGGGGACGCAAGGGUGUCCAGACUGCUCUGGCUUUGUCAAACGCUAUAACAAAUCUUGCAACCUCAGUUUUUGGUGAGCUCUGGAAGUUGGAACCCUUGUCCGAGGAAAAGAAGGACAAAUGGCAAAGAGAAAUGGAUUGGUUACUCUCUCCAACUAACUAUAUGAUCGAGCUAGUCCCUUCGAAGCAAAAUGGUGCCAAUGGAAGAUCACUCGAGAUAAUGACCCCGAAAGCCCGUGCGGACAUUCAUAUGAAUCUCCCAGCUCUGCAGAAAUUGGACUCCAUGCUAAUUGGGACACUGGACUCAAUGGUAAAUACAGAGUUUUGGUAUGAUGAAGUAGGACGCAGAGCAGAGGGGAAGAACAAGAGUACAAGGGAGAGCAAGAGAUGGUGGCUUCCAUUGCCACAGGUACCGAGGCCUGGUCUCUCUGAUUCGGGAAGGAAGGAAUUGCUUGACAAGGGCAAGGUUGUUUAUCAAGUCUUCAAAGCUGCAAAAUCUAUAAACGAAAACGUUCUCCUUGAAAUGCCAGUGCCCACCAUUAUCAGGGAUGCAAUACCAAAGUCUGGAAAGGCAAGUCUUGGUGAUGAACUGUACAGAAUGUUGGCCGCAGAUUCGACCUCGAUCGAUGAAAUCCUUAGUUCUCUGAAGAUGGGAACCGAGAAUACUGCGCUUGAGACUGCUAAUAGGUUAGAAGCAGCUAUAUUUGCAUGGAAAGAGAGGAUUGCAGAACAAACCAGCACCGGGAGAUCCCCUGUCCGAACAUCUUGGUCAUUCAUGAAGGACCCAUUGUCUGAAACCGGACGCAUUGAGUCACUCCUGAACCGGGCAGGGGAGCUUAGAGAACAGAUUAAAGCCAAAUUCCCAAAUCUGCCUCAGUCAUUUCUUGAUGCCACUAAGAUUCAGUAUGGAAAGGAUAUAGGGCAUGCGAUUCUGGAGGCAUAUUCCCGGAUACUAGUGAAUUUGGCAUUCAGGAUACUAUCUAGGAUGGGCGAGAUCUUGCAAGAAGAUGCUCUCAGCAACCCUAACUCUCCGGCCCCGCCGAGUUGCUUUCCCGGGACUGACAACCUCUGCAAAACCCCUGAAAGGCCCCUGAUUUCGUCCCGUGUGAGGCAUUCCCUCCUCGUUGACAUGAACAAAGCUGAUGGUACGAGCAAAGCUGAUGGGACAUGAAAGCCUCUACUUGAUCCAGAGGCUAUCAGAAUGGAAUCCUGCGAAUAGAGUACGUUAAUGCAGGAACGUGCCGAUUCCGAGAGAUGUAUGUUAUAUAUUAUAUAAAGCAGGUUAUGGGUUUGCCUUGUGUCACAAGGCAAUUUUGUUCAUAGAUUGGUGUUUAAUCCUUAUUGGGCCU
Tarenaya hassleriana is the source of this 2484-nucleotide messenger RNA. RefSeq names its product rop guanine nucleotide exchange factor 14. The coding region runs from base 807 to 2306 and encodes 499 amino acids. The transcript is spliced from 7 exons. NCBI's taxonomy places the organism in Eukaryota, Viridiplantae, Streptophyta, Magnoliopsida, Brassicales, Cleomaceae. The record is from RefSeq and is a predicted model, not a curated record. Gene Ontology annotation, molecular function: guanyl-nucleotide exchange factor activity.